AUGUCUAUAAAUAGUGGAUCUAUGUUGAAGGCAAAACAUAUCAAAAACAUCAAGAUUCCAUAUUACUUCCAAAACCAAAGAUCAAAGUCUUUUAAAUACAUAUUCAAUAUUCAUCCUUUGUAUUCUUUAAGUUUUCAAGGAUUUUCACUGUUGGAUCGGUUUGAUGGAACGAACUACACUCGAUGGAAAGACAAAUUGAAGUUUCUUCUCGCUGCAUUGAAGAUCUUCUACAUCCUAGAUUCGGAUAUUGCGCCACUAUCGGAACUAAUGAAUGGAGAGGUGGAAGCUGUUAGGAAUGAAAGACAGAAGUGCCAAGAAGAUGAACUAAUUUCUCGUGGCCAGAUUCUCAACGCACUUUCUGAUUGUUUGUACGAUUUAUAUAUAAACACAAUAUCGAACAAAGAAAUUUGGGAAGCAUUGGAAAACAAAUAUAAAGCGAAGGAAGAAGGUACCAAGAAAUUUUAUAUUUCGAAAUAUUUUGAUUUUAAGUUGUUGGACAAUAUUCCCCUUUUAUCCCAAAUACAUGAAAUGCAAAUUAUUGUCAAUAAAUUAAAGGCGGUGAAAAUUGAUAUACUGGAGAUCUUUCAAGUGGGGGUUAUUAUUGCCAAACUUCCUGAAACUUGGAAAGGAUACCGGUUGAAGAUUAUGCAUAGUUGCGAAGAUUAUUCUUUGGAACAAUUGCAAAAGCAUCUUCGAAUCGAAGAGGAGUCGAGAAUACGUGAUAAAACUGAAAUUUUAAAUGAGGGCUUUUCUAAACCAAAUGUUGUGGAGAAAAUAGAACCGUCAGCAAAAUCCAACAAAAGGAAGCUUUCUAGGAAUUUCAACAAGUCCAAGAAGAAGAUAAAAGGAGGUUGUUUUAUGUGUGGGAGAUUUGGUCACUAUGCAAUGAUUGUAGGCACCAAAAACAAAACAAUUUCGAGUCGAAAGUGA
Molecule: messenger RNA, 930 nt
Organism: Olea europaea var. sylvestris
Lineage: Eukaryota; Viridiplantae; Streptophyta; Magnoliopsida; Lamiales; Oleaceae
Exons: 2
Coding region: 1-930 (309 amino acids)
Source: RefSeq, a predicted model, not a curated record